This is a messenger RNA of Mytilinidion resinicola, 6499 nucleotides long. RefSeq lists its product as uncharacterized. NCBI's taxonomy places the organism in Eukaryota, Fungi, Ascomycota, Dothideomycetes, Mytilinidiales, Mytilinidiaceae. The transcript is spliced from 17 exons. The record is from RefSeq and is a predicted model, not a curated record. Bases 1 to 6351 code for a protein of 2116 amino acids.
AUGAAGGUAGAUUCGAAGGUGUUGGAGAAGAUUGCAGCGCGCAUUGAGGGUGCGUUGAAAGACACCAGCGUCAAGAAUCAAUCCUCCAUCGCGUUUGUUGUGAAAGGCCGCAUUGCGAGCGCAAAUAUGCUUGAACCUACAGAAUUUACCCUGGCUUUCACUGGGGAUGGCAAUGCUGAGAACACGUUCCUUCCAGUAUGGGAGGGAGAUCCUCUCAAUUACACAGUCCUCAAAGUCAUGCACCACGGAAGUAAACACAACAGUUUCUGGAACAUCGAUGGCACCAAAGUCAAAAAUCGUUAUGACCAGGUCAAAAAUAACGCUAAGUUCAAGAAGGCGUGCUGGCCUGGGAAUGAUCUAUGGGACAACAAAGUCCCGGAAACGUGCAAAGGAACACAAGCGAAUACCACGCUCUUCUUCACCAACGUGACAGCAAAGAAGUACAUUAUAUCAUCCUCCAUUUCGGAAGGACACCAAAAUCCGCAUCUGAGUACCCUCGUUGGUAUCAUUACUCGAGCUAUUGUCCGAUAUGAAAUUGGUGGCAUUGACAUCUUCCUCACGUCCCAAAGCAUCGAGAAUCAGAUACACGAAUUCUGCCUAAAUUUCUGCUACGCGGACCCGGAAGAUCCAGCCGGAUACCAAUACACGGGGAAGUUCGAUGCAAACAAGAAGCCCUCGUUGUUCUGGGACGAAGAAGGCAAGUACUACCGAAUUUGGCAGCUGAAACCAGAGAUCGAUCCUCAAUUCGGUACCAUCAUGGUGAGUCCAAAUGAAACAAUGCCUGUGGGGUAUGGCAGCCAUCCGAUGUGGGAGCGGGUUAGACCUACGUCGAUAUUCUACCUUAACUUUCAUCGCAGGAAUUUCAACACUCCAACAAGUCUCACGGUUGUCCCAGAUACUCGUUUGAAGAAGAGGCAAGCACCAACUGUAGAUGCUGGGGGUGUCGCGGGUGUGAUCUCUAAGAUACUCGCAAAUGGAAAGAAGGAUAAAGAGGAUGAAACAAGCAACGCGACGAAGAACAGAAAGGAGCUAAAGAAAUCAAAGAUCGAGCAAAAGCUAGCGAAUAAGCGCCGAGCAAAGCGUGAUUCGAGUAGCCCUCCGCCUUCUUCGCAAGGUCGCACCGGAGGCGACCAAAGCGGCCAGGGUAAUCAACGCCGAAGGUCCAGGAUUCGUACUGGCACGCAUUCUGGAGGGAGCACCAACAGUUCUAUAGCCAAUACUCAAGCGACUGCUCCAAUGGUGUUUCUAUCUCGACAAACCUUUUCCAGUGUUGUUCAGCCUGAAGUUCAGUUCGAUGAGAGAAUAUCAAAAACUGUCUCGGUCAAGAAAAGUCAACCUUCGGACGAGGAAUUACUGAUGCCAUAUGAAACAUUGGCACGGUUUGACGUGAAAAUAUCGCCGCUUCUUACAAAGCGCCUGCAACAGUUGCAAGGUUACAAGUUCAAGAAGCUCGCAGACACUGUCUCUUUCCUGCAUCAUAUGGCCCUCAGCGGGUCACUCACGGCAUUGCAAGCUAAAGUAUUGAUGGAUGAGCAUACUGUUGACGAUAAGUUAACACUUGGUGGACUCUUGGGUCUGGUUUUCGAACCUGAUCUGGCCUCCAAAUUCAUCGACCUCCUUCCAAUGACCUUUGCCUACCCAAUACCAUCAGACCCCUUCUGCUGGCCCUUGAAAGGGGAGGUGCAUGCUCAAGUAGCCGAUUACAAAGAGACUGGCAAAUAUGCUGCCGGAAAUACCGGCGUGCAAAGCAUCUCAUUCCAGGUCAUGCCUCCCGCCGGGGGAAUGGAAUGGGAAGUACCAUUUCAAUCCACGGAUAAUCUGCACAGUCCCUUGACUGUCCAAAUCAUCGGACACAUAUCUUUCAACAUUCAUUGGCCUUUCAAUACCCGUAGGCGACAUGUUUACGGCUCCUUCGCCGGGCAGAUCAGUUCGGGGGGAAACAUCUCCCAUGUUGUUGUCGACUAUCUCUAUUUCCCAGAGGAAGAGGCGCCAGUGAGCUAUCAUAUUCGGUUUGCUGACGAGAUGUACAAUGUAUCCGGCCACAGCGUCAAAUUGAGCGACAUAUGGAGUGUCAUGCCCCUAGGGUUAACAUCCCUCGUUGAUGAACAAUUAAGCCUUGAAGACUGCGGCUUUGCAGUUGCGCGCAGUUCGAUGAUGGCAUCAACAGUUGACUUGAAGCGUAUAUUUGGCAGAUUCGUAUUCAAGAGACAAGAUUCAUGGAAGCCUUUUGGAGAUUUGAUCUCAAUCAAAUUGCCCACAAUCGGUCUUCGGAUUGAGAAUCUCUUUUCGGUAACCCCGAUAAGGACUUUUGUUCGGAUCGAGGAGAAUCUGGACAUUGACGGCAUCGUAGUACCCAUUGUGUUCGAGACAAAACGGAACCGCGGCACUUCAGGGACAAUAUAUCAACUCUCAUAUAUCUCCCGGCCUGCUGAAGGAUUACCUCUCAAGAAGCUCAUUCGGUGGCUUAGCUUUGGACACUUGGACCUCUCGGGUAUCCCUGGACUGAGCAAGCUAUUGGGGACAGUCAAGAUCUCCAAUUUCUCUCUCGGUUGGUUUGGCAACCCAGAAGAGGGAAAACAGGCUGCAUUCUCAGCGAAGCCUGACUUUGUCGAGGUUGCCAUAGAAAUGGAUACCAUGGAUAUCGUGCCGAACGUACUCACCGUCCAGGAAGCGUGGUUAGAGAUGCGCAUCGACCUAGCAUCGUCGGGAUCAGGGUUCAAUAUUUCAGCCGGCAUUACCGCAACGCUAACAAUCGGCGACUGCGACGUUGAGUUUCUUGUUGUAUAUGGAGAGCGCCCUGAAUGGCGGACUCUGGACGACGAAAUACCUGGUCAUCUCAAGCUUGCACUCACCAGCUCAGUGAAGCCAUUGUCGCUCGCCAACAUUUUGGGCCAUUUCAUGCCAAAACAACGACUCCUUCCAGAGGCAUUUUACACAAUUCUGACUAACAGUGGAAUUACUAAAUUCCAACUAGGAGUGGAAAAAAAUGAGCUCAAGAACAACCGCAUCUCCGUGUUCCUCGUUGAGGUUGCUUUAGAGGUCAAGGACGUGGAUAUUUUUGAUGGUUUCAGCAUCAGUGACCCGACGUUUUCUCUUCAGGUGGAGUAUCCAAACGACGUGGCCAAGAGAAGAAUCACGUCUACGAUCGGAGCCAUGACCAAGAUUGCAGGAGUGGAAAUGAAAGCCACAAUAUGGUUGGACAUCGAAGACGAGACCACGGUUGGCUUCACGGUUAUGCCUGUAGCAGACAGACUCCCACUUGGUACCCUGAUCAAAUUCCUCGGGGAGAAGGCCACACGAGCCAUUAAUUUGGAUCUUCCUGAAGGAUUCUCAUCCUUUACGAAUUUCGAUUGCGGACCAAUCUAUCUAUCGUUCUCUAAAAAGAGCGGUGAGAGAUUCAAGCUCGCAACCUUUUACUUCGAGAUCCAAUCUACAACGGGCUACACGCUUUGGGACUACCCAACAGUUUCCUUAUCAGAUAUUGGACUAAUGGUCAACUAUGUCCGAGAUGUGCAGACUACUUCUGCAUUUGGUGUCGUUCUAGACAUUGCAGGCACCAAGCUGUCCGGACAUCUGACCUACUUGUCUGAGGCAGACAAUCUUCUCAAUAACGGCAACCAGUCGACUGCGAUGACCACUACUGGUAAAACAGGAGACCUGAAAGUCUGGACUGCAACCGUAGGAUUCGAAGGCGAGAUAUCAUUGCACUCAGUGCUGUCUUCACUGAUAGGCGUUGACGUUCCGAAGUUCUUCGACGAAGUGCGCCUGGACUAUCUCAAGAAGCUGACCGAUAUCAAAAUUACUGAGGUGGAGAUGGCUCUGUCGAAGUCUACCGAAGCCAGCAAAGUUAAGCUACGUGCACAGAUAGAGUGCCUUGCUUUCGAUUCGGUGGAGUUGGUAGCUUCUAAGACAACGUCUUGGGGGUUCACCUUGUCAUUGACCUGCAAAGACGGCCCUUUGAAGCUACUUCCGGACGUCUGCGCUAACGCUGUUAAAGAGUACGUUACUUUCCUCGACACGAGUAUCCAUCUUUUCUAUGGCGCGAUCGACAUCAGCAGCCAAAGGCAAGGCUUGAUCCUGAACCAAGAAGCCAUGACAAACCUGAAGUCAUCCGGAGGCAUCAUGAUUGCUACCAGCAUGAAGUUCGACAUGUCAAAAGCCGAACUUUUAGCGAAAUGGUUCAAGAAGACCGAGCUGCAAGUCUUCGGUGCCGCCGGCUAUGGCUAUUUCGUCUUGGGUGUUCUCAUCCCUGGGGAGCUCGAACUGCUGGACGGAAAGUUGAAGGUCUCGGCUAGUUUCUUACUCUCAUAUUCACAGAACAAGUUCUUUAUUGGAGCUUCUGGGGACUUCAAACUCCAGCUUGAUGCUAUUUCGAAGGAUCUCAUUGUGGGAAGUGUCACCGUAGGCAUCACUCUCCCCAAAUUUGGAUUGUCUUUCACUUUUAUCACCACUACGCGGCUCCGGAAUGUCUUCAAAAUCCAGGGAUUCGAUCUUGAAGCACUGGGUAUUAGCCUUGAGCUGUUGCCAGCAAGUGGGCUUACGCCAACGUUAUUUUCACUAGCGGGAGGAGCAAAAUUAGAGGGCUUUGAUAACGUUGCAGGAAGUAUUGCAUUCCAAUUCGACGUGACGGAUCCAACCAACUGUUACCUGUCCGGGAAUCUGGAAAACCUGAACCUUGAAGCUCUACUCACCAAAUUUGCGGCCGACAUCCAACGUCCAACGGAGAUCACGACUUUCCUCGGCAAAAAUGACGUUGAUUUCAAGAAGCUCAAUAUCGAGCUCGCGUUGAAGAAGACAAAGGACAUCACUGGGACUAGAGAUAUCAAGCCAGGGUUUCACUUUGAGGGUGCACUCUCCAUCAUCGCAUUCGGGAAGCCUGUAUGGGCUGGAUACACGCUCAUCGACGUCAGACCGCCGAGCUUUGUAGUCAUCGCGCUGAUGGAGCCCGUCGUACCUUAUCCAUCAAAUCCUGGCGUUUUCAGCCUCAAGCGUUGGAACGACAACACCAAGCCAGCGUACAAGCUCGAACUUCCAAACGUGGACCCUGCCUACUUAACCCCUGCCAUGCUCAACGACGGGCCGGUCUUGAAGGUGGCAGUGGGAGACGGUGACAGCAACCCCGUACUCAUUUCCUUUAGUCUGGUCUUCAUGGGAAGCGAUCCGCAGUACCUCUCCAUCCGCGUCAACGACGACAGCUUCUUCACUGAGUUCCAGUUCGGCGAUUCAUCGCUCUCACAAGUCAAGGCCAAGGUAACAUGUGCCUUCAACUCAAACAUUGCCAUCACCGCAACGCUCAGCCUCCGCAUCCCUGCCGUCGUCCUCAAAUUCGCAUGCCAACUCACCUCCGUCUUUGUCUUCCCGGCCGGCGAUCUAGCGAAAGACUCCCAGAGCCCAGUCGGAUUAAACGGAGACCUUGAAUUGUAUGCAGGUUGGGGUUCCGGCAAGGUCGGGUUCAGCGUUACCUUAUGGGCAAGUGCUACUGCGUUCAAUAAAACCUGGAAGCUGGGCCACAUCGGCAAGCAUAUCCCCGAAGAGGAUUUGAGAAGCAUAGCAGCCCUGAUCAGCCGCAUGGCCAAGGUCCUCCACGACAACUUCUCCCGCGUGUUGAACGAGUGGGUCCAGAGUGCGCAGACGGUGAUGGAAGAUGCCAUCAGAUUUGUCAAGAACACGUGGGACACGACUUAUGUGGAGAUCGUGCGCGUGAUGGUGUCUCUCCGGGACGUUGGCUUGCCCACCGCGCUCCUCGGCACUGUCGGCGCGUUUAACCUCCCCCUCAAGGAAGCCAUUGACCUGUUCAAAGAAUUUGGUUUGAAUACUUGGGAGGCUUUGAAGUUCCUGGGCAGGAAGAUUGGGGAUCUAUUCUCAUUCCAGGUGGCAUUAGAUGAGGAUGGGAAGAUGAUCGGUGAACCACCGAAGCCACCGCUGUUCGAGGAACCGGUCAUGGAGGGGCUGCAGCAAAUCAAUAGGGCCAUGAUGACGGCUCGGAGUGAUGAGGAUGUCUUUUUAGUAUCAAAGCAGCCGCUACCGGAUUGGUAUGUGGAAGAGAUGCUAGGCCGCGACGAAAUCGCCGACGUACCGGAGCUGGAUGUCGAUACGGGAGAAGAAUCCGAAGUGUGGUCCGAGGGAGAGGAAGAAACCACAGAGAAGCAGACUGAGGCAGAACAUGCGAAGACUAGGCAAGAGCGUGCAGUUGAGUUGAGAGAAGAGUCGGCGAAAUUCACCAAGGAGGAAGUUCUAGCGAUCGCAGAAUGCUUGCUCAAGGCAGGGUAUAGGAAGGACGAAAUUGAGGACAUGGUCAGAGAAGAAUUUGGAUUGGAGGAAAACGCGGUUCAGAGUGUUAUGGUUGUUUGAUUGAGCAGAUCCUAGAUGGAUUACCUUUGGGAUCAGAAGAUACUUGGUAAGAAGGUAUGAGAGUAGGAGUGCAAGUCUGCGCAGGACCUGAGCUUUAGGUCUUUAAGCUCAUCCUCCUAGUCAUUGAUUUGCAAAAAUGAGAGUGAUU